Molecule: messenger RNA, 1074 nt
Organism: Parnassius apollo (apollo)
Lineage: Eukaryota; Metazoa; Arthropoda; Insecta; Lepidoptera; Papilionidae
Source: the annotation of a GenBank genome assembly
AUGUCGGCUCACGAACAAAUGAGGGCAAUGUUGGAUCAAUUGAUGGGUACAGCUCGUAAUGGCGAAACUGAUAGACAUGGAGUCAAAUUUUACGACGAUUCGGUAUGCAAAUCAUUUUUACUGCAGUGCUGUCCACAUGAAAUUUUAUCUUCAACGCGGAUGGAUUUAGGUGAGUGUCCAAAAAUACAUGAUCUGGCCCUUCGUGCGGAUUUUGAAUUAGCAUCGAAAACCAAAGAUUAUUUCUAUGACAUUGAUGCCACAGAACAUUUAGAGGCGUUUAUAGCCGAUUGUGACAAAAGAACAGCAGCAGCAAAGCAGCGUCUGGCUGAAACACAGGAAGAACUCUCAGCUGAAGUGACAGAGAAGGCCAAUGCAGUUCACGAGUUAGCUGAACAGAUCGGUCAGAAGUUGGCCCGUGCAGAAGCCCUCGGUGAAGAGGGUAUGGUCGAAGAGAGUGUCAAACUUAUGGGAGAGAUUGACGAAUUACGCAAGAAAAAGGCAGUAGCUGAACAGGAGUACCGUAAUUCGAUGCCAGCAUCUUCAUAUCAACAGCAAAAAUUAAGAGUUUGCGAAGUGUGUUCUGCAUAUCUAGGUAUUCAUGACAAUGACCGCAGACUUGCUGAUCAUUUUGGUGGAAAACUUCAUCUCGGAUUUAUUACAAUCCGAGAGAAACUUGCCGAACUUAAGAAAACCGUUGAGAAAAGGCGUGAGGAACGUGGUGCGUUUGAACGUGAACGCGGUGGAGGUCGACGUCACUACGUCGGUGGACGGGAACUAGAUCGCAGAGCGCGACGUCAUAGAGAAUCCGCCCGCGACAGAGACCGCGAACGUCCUAAAGACGGAGACCGAGACAAAGAACGCGAACGGGAACGAGAACGCGAGCGUGGGAAAGAACGCGAGAGGGACCGGGAUUUAGAACGCGAACGGGAAAGGAGGCGUAGUCGGUCCCGAAGCAGAAGCAAGCGCGAGAGUUCCCGCGAGAGGUCGCGCUGCUCAGAGCGCGAGCGAGACCGCGACUCGCGGCGCAGCAAGUCGCACCGCCGCUCCACCUCGCACGAGCGCAGGAGGGACUAG